AUGGCCAUAUACAAGAACAUCGCAGUCGCCGGCGCAACAGGCAACCUGGGACCAGCUAUCGUGAACGCCCUCGUCAACAAUGCAUUUCAGGUCGUCGCCCUUUCUCGCAGCGGCAAGACCGAAGGCCUCCCAUCCAGCGUCAAGACAGUCAAGGUGGACUAUGACUCAAAGACAUCCGUUAUAAGCGCCCUGAGAGACAACAAAAUCGACGCCAUCGUCUCCAACCUCCCCCAGUAUGACCAGCAGCCUGCCCUCAUCGACGCUGCCAUCGAAGCCGGCGUGAAACGUUUCCUUCCUUCAGACUUCGGCUCCAACGUCAGCGGUAACGCCAACACCGCCAAGUUACCCGUCUUCAAGGGCAAACUCCUCACACAUGAGUAUCUCGAGAAGAAGGAGUCCGAGAUCGAAUGGACCAUUAUUGCCAAUGGCGUCUUCCUCGACUGGGGUCUCGGGAAGGGUUUCCUGAUCAACACGCACGGCGGCCCAACUGCCCUCUUCGACGACCCGAACAACAAAGUCAGCACCACCACUCUCGCAGACGUCGGAAAAGCCGUUGCCGGCGUGUUGAAGCAUCCAGCCGAGACGAAAAACAGGAGCGUCUUCGUGCAGAGCACCUCCAUCUCUCAGAACGAACUCGUCGCAAUCGCGAAGAAGGUGAAGCCUGAGCUGGAGAUCCAGACGGAGAAUGUCGACACCGAGGAGCUGUUGAAGACGAGCUAUGGCUUGCUGGAGAAGGGCGAGGAGGUUAUGACUGCUAUGUUCAACUUCUUGAAGGUCAGCAUUUUCAACAAGAAUUAUGGGAGUGAUUGGAAUGACAAGAAUGAUAAUGCGUUGCUUGGGAUCAAGGAGCUGAGUCAGGCUGAGCUAGAGGAGGUUGUGAGGAAGAAUCUUUGA
Zasmidium cellare ATCC 36951 is the source of this 894-nucleotide messenger RNA. RefSeq lists its product as uncharacterized. The coding region runs from base 1 to 894 and encodes 297 amino acids. The record is from RefSeq and is a predicted model, not a curated record. NCBI's taxonomy places the organism in Eukaryota, Fungi, Ascomycota, Dothideomycetes, Mycosphaerellales, Mycosphaerellaceae. The transcript has a single exon. Gene Ontology annotation, molecular function: oxidoreductase activity.